AUGCUAACCAAAGGACUUGCUCUGCGCUCAGUCCUGGUCAAGAGUUGCCAGCCUUUCUUGAGUGCUACCCUUCAGAGUCCAGGGCAUCCCAGGGCACCCACUAGAGGAGGAGCUGGCGUCUCUACUCAUAGCCCACGCCCCUUCAAAGAGAUCCCUUCCCCUGGUGACAAUGGAUGGAUAAACCUGUACCAUUUCUUGAGGGGAGAAGGCGCACACAGAAUCCACUAUCACCAUGUUCAGAAUUUCCAGAAGUAUGGUCCCAUUUACAGGGAGAAGCUCGGCAGUGUAGAGUCCGUUUAUAUCAUGGAUCCUGAAGACGCGGCCUUGCUCUUUAAGGCUGAAGGUCCCAUCCCAGAGCGGUAUCUCAUCCCACCCUGGGUCGCCUAUCACCAGUAUUACCAGAAACCCGUGGGAGUCCUGCUGAAGACAUCGGAAGACUGGAAGAAAGACCGAGUGACCCUGAACCAGGAGGUGAUGUCUCCAGAGGCCACCAAGAACUUCGUGCCGCUGUUGGAGGCAGUGUCUCGGGACUUUGUCAGAGUCCUGCACAGACGCAUCAAGCAGCAGAAGUCUGGAAAUUUCUCAGGGGACAUCAGUGAUGACUUGUUCCGCUUUGCUUUUGAGUCCAUCACUAACAUCAUAUUUGGAGAGCGUCUGGGGAUGCUGGAGGAGAUCGUGGACCCCGAGUCUCAGCGGUUCAUUGAUGCCAUCUACCAGAUGUUCCACAGCAGUGUCCCCAUGCUCAGCCUGCCCCCAGGCCUCUUCCGAUUCUUUAGGACCAAGACCUGGAGGGACCAUACGGCAGCAUGGGACUUGAUUUUUAGCAAAGCUGACAAAUACAUCCAGAACUUCUACUGGGACUUGAGACAUAAAAGAGACUUCAACAAGUAUCCCGGCAUCCUCUACAGACUCCUAGGAAGUAACAAGAUGCCCUUUGAAAACAUCCAGGCCAACAUAACCGAGAUGCUGGCAGGAGGUGUGGACACGACGUCCAUGACACUGCAGUGGCACCUGUAUGAGAUGGCACGCAACCUGAAGGUGCAAGAGACGCUGCGGGCAGAAGUUCUGGCUGCCCGGCGCCAGGCCCAGGGAGACGUGACCAAGAUGCUGCAGCUUACCCCCCUUCUCAAAGCCAGCAUCAAGGAGACACUGAGACUCCACCCCAUCUCCGUGACCGUGCAGAGAUACCUUGUGAAUGACUCAGUGAUUCGGAAUUACAUGAUUCCCGCUAAGACAUUGGUGCAGGUGGCUAGCUAUGCCAUGGGCCGAGAACCUAGCUUCUUCUCCAACCCGAACAAUUUCGACCCAAGUCGUUGGCUGGAAAAAGAUAAGAAUGCCACCUACUUCCGGUACCUGGGCUUUGGUUGGGGUGUGCGGCAGUGUCUGGGCCGGCGGAUUGCAGAGAUGGAGAUGACCAUCUUCCUUAUUAAUGUGCUGGAGAACUUCAGAAUUGAAGUGCAACAGAUUAGUGAUGUAGGUACCAAGUUCAGCCUCAUCCUGGUGCCUGAUGAGCCCAUCUUCUUCACCUUCCUGCCUUUCAAACAGGACCCAGACCAGGCAUGA
Messenger RNA from Castor canadensis (American beaver), 1563 nucleotides. It is a transcript of the gene Cyp11a1, whose product is annotated as cytochrome P450 family 11 subfamily A member 1. Gene Ontology annotation, biological process: C21-steroid hormone biosynthetic process; glucocorticoid biosynthetic process; cholesterol metabolic process. The record is from RefSeq and is a predicted model, not a curated record. NCBI's taxonomy places the organism in Eukaryota, Metazoa, Chordata, Mammalia, Rodentia, Castoridae. Gene Ontology annotation, molecular function: cholesterol monooxygenase (side-chain-cleaving) activity; iron ion binding; heme binding. Gene Ontology annotation, cellular component: mitochondrial inner membrane.